Messenger RNA from Henningerozyma blattae CBS 6284, 3465 nucleotides. It is a transcript of the gene ATG1, whose product is annotated as serine/threonine protein kinase ATG1. Gene Ontology annotation, biological process: autophagy; autophagosome organization; protein autophosphorylation. The record is from RefSeq and is a predicted model, not a curated record. Bases 1 to 3465 code for a protein of 1154 amino acids. Gene Ontology annotation, molecular function: protein serine/threonine kinase activity; ATP binding. The transcript has a single exon. Gene Ontology annotation, cellular component: cytoplasm; autophagosome. NCBI's taxonomy places the organism in Eukaryota, Fungi, Ascomycota, Saccharomycetes, Saccharomycetales, Saccharomycetaceae.
AUGUCAAAUAUAAAUGCUCAUAUUCAUAAUACUUCCAAUAAUCAUACUCAAACUGAUUUAAAUAAUUGUAAUUCUAAUAUAACCAACACAAAUUCACAUACAAAUUCAAACACAAACACAAACACAAACAUAAAUAUUAAUUUUAAUACCGAUACCAAUAAAAGCCCAAACUCAACUGCUCAAUCAUCUAUUCAAAAGGCAUCAACUACAAAUAUAAAUAUGGAGAGAUUACAAGAUAUAGAGAAACAACAACAACAACAAUCACAACAUGAUUCUGUUUCUCUUUCAAUAAGCUCUAUUGUCACCUCUACUAAAGCUACACCUCUUAAAGAUGAUUUAACAAAUAUGCAUUCCAAAAUAGAUCAACAAAAAAAAUCCACAAUGAAAAAAGAAUAUAUUCUGGAAAAGGAAAUAGGUAAAGGUUCAUUUGCUGUGGUUUAUAGAGGUUAUUCAAAUGAAGAUCCUAAUUUUAAACUAGCAGUCAAAUCUGUACCUAAAUCAAAGUUGAAAAAUAAAAAAAUCUUGGAAAAUUUAGAAAUUGAAAUUUCAAUUUUGAAAAAAUUAAAUCACAAACAUAUUGUUAAUUUGAUUGAUUGCCAAAGAAAUAAAAAUGAUUUCUUAUUAAUAAUGGAAUAUUGUUCAUUAGGUGAUUUAACUUUUUUAAUUAAAAAAAGAAAUGAAUUGAUUAUAAAUCAUCCACUUUUAAAUCAAAUCUUCCAAAAGUUCCCUUCUCCAAACCCAGAUUGUAACGGAUUAAACAUUGCUUUUGUAUUAAAUUAUUUACAACAGUUAGCUUCUGCUUUGAAAUUUUUAAGAUCAAGAAAUUUGAUUCAUAGAGAUAUUAAACCACAAAACUUAUUAUUAUCGACUCCAUAUACAGAUUAUCAUGAUCAACAGACUUUUAAAAAAUUAGGUUAUAUUGGAAUAUCUUGUUUACCAAUUUUGAAAAUAGCAGAUUUCGGAUUUGCAAGAUUCUUACCAAAUACUUCAUUAGCAGAAACAUUAUGUGGAUCCCCAUUAUAUAUGGCUCCUGAAAUUUUAAAUUAUCAGAAAUAUAAUGCAAAGGCAGAUCUUUGGUCUGUAGGAACAGUCUUAUAUGAAAUGGUUUAUGGUAAACCACCUUUCAAGGCAAAUAAUCAUUUAGAAUUGUUGAAAAAAAUUAAAAGAACAAACGAUAAUAUCCCAUUUCCUUCUUAUAUUGAAAUUGAUGAUGAUAUGAAAUUUUUAAUUUCAAGAUUAUUGAAAUUCGAUCCAAUUAAAAGAAUGAGUUUCCAAGAAUUUUUCGAAAAUAAUUUAAUUUUAAAAGAUUUAUCAAUUUAUGAAAUUGAAAAUUCGAACAAUGAUAAAAAUAAUAAUGAUGAUGAUAAUUCUACUUCUAAUAAUGAUUAUGAUAAUAAUAAUGGUGAUCGAAACGAUAAGUCAAAACAAAAAUUAGAAUCAAUAUCUAAAAAUUGUGUUCAAAAUAAUUUAUUCAUCUCAGAAUAUUUGAAAAAUAAAUCUCCCAGCAUCCCAAAAUCACAACCCAAAACUAAUCCUCUAACAUUGCCCAAUGUCAUAUUAUCCCAAGAGAAUAAUAAUAUUCAUAGAUUAGAUAUAACUAAUUCACAAUUAAACGUCAAUUCAAUUGAUCAACAAAUUCAUUCAGAUAAUACUACUACUCCAAUAACUCCUCAAAAUAACACUAACAACAAUAUUAACAACAACAACAACAACAACAAUCAUAAUAAUAACACAACUCAAUCAGAAGAUGAUAAAACAAUUACUCCAGAAGUCUUGCGGAAAAAUUCUAUAAUUAAUAAUAAUACUUUAGACGGAAUGAAAUAUAGUAGAAAGGAUUCGAAAACUCCAUCUCCAAGAUCUCCAUCUUCCAUUUAUAUCACCCCAAUUACUGAUAGAUAUCUAAAUUCACCCUCGGUAAGGGCGAUAAAUGAUUCAUCUGAUAUUAAAGGUGAUAAUGAUUAUGUAGUUGUCGAAAAAAACACAGUAGAGGUAAACGAGCUAGCUGAUCAAUUAGCAAGAAUCAAUCAUUCUCCGCAUAAUAGAGUUGUUUAUUCGAAUCCAAAUCAACAACCUAUUUCUGUUCAUCCACACUAUCAUGAUGCGAUUUUGCAUCCAAAUUUUUUGCCUCAUGAUCGUCAAUCAAGCAAUGCAUUCCACCAAACUUCAAUUUCUCCUUUAAACGCUCAACAAGCACCUUCACAAUUACAAAAUCAAUCCUCAUCUCAAUAUGGUCAACAAUUACAUUCCUUAAGAAGAAAUUCAAGAGCUUCUUCAUCUAGCACUGGAAGUAGAUCUAGAAGAACUUCUUCUGUAGAUCGCCAUGUUCCAGUAACCUCUUUAAAUAUUUCAAAUGCAUUAUCUCGUGCUUUAGGCGCAGCUACUACAAAAUUAUUUGGCGGUGGUAAAGAAAUUACACCUAUACCACAAACACAAAUAAAUACUACUUCAGUUUCCUCACCAAUAUUUGAAGAAUUAAUUGGAAAUAUUUUAUUGAAAUUAGAUAAAUCAUACUCUAUUUCUCAAAAUGAUUCAAUUAAUUUACUAUUAUUUAAAUUGGAGGAUCUAUUGGCAAAGGCCUUUGUCAUCUAUUCAUUUGCGGAGAGUAAAUUUUCCGAAAUUCUACCUCCACAUCAAACCUCUAUUCAAUCACAACCUUUUGAAAAGAAGACUAUUAUCAAUGUUGAUAGUAUUAGACAUAGAAGCUCAUUCUCUGAGGAUGAAAAAUUGGCUAGAGGUGAUAGUUCCCUAAUUAAUAAUAAUAGAUUAGGAAGCUCUCCAAGACCAUCUAGACAAAAUAGUUUAGAUUCAACAAGAAAUAUUAUACCAUCUUCAUCUGAAACACCUGUCACCUAUGUUGAAAGAAGAUCAUCUCUAGAAUUGUCCCACCUUUGUAAGGAAGCUAUUUUGCUAUACAUGAAAUCUUUAUCUUUCUUAGCAAAGGCAAUGCAAAUGACUUCAAAAUGGUGGUAUAAUUCUAAUGAUAAAUCUUGCUCUUCAAAGAUUAAUUUAGUUGUCCAAUGUGUUCGUGAUAAGUUUAAUGAAUGCCUAGAAAAGGCAGAUUUUUUAAGAAAUGAAUGGAAUACAUUAAUGUCAUCAAGCAAAUCCCAUAAACUAAAAUCGAACACUAACACUAAUGCCCAAUCAACAAUUGAUCCAGAACCUGUAUGUGUUGAAAACUUGAUAUAUGACAGAGCAUUAGAAAUAUCAAAAAGCGCUGCAAAAUUAGAGAUUCAAGCGAUAUACUUGACUAAUUGUGAAUUAGGUUAUUGCACUUCUAUUUGGUUAUUACAAUCAUUAUUAGAUUCGACAACUGAUAUAUCCUCUAAUGAUUCUACUUCUUAUAACAAUAAUUCUCACCCUGAAGGCUAUCUUUUAGAUGAACAAGAUAAAAAAAUCAUUGAAAAAUAUAUUGCAAGUAUUACAACACGUUUGAGAGCUCUCAGAAUCAAACUAUCGAAUAAAUAA